AUGCCGGUGGUGGGCAAGGAGAAGGUAACAUGGAUGAAGUUGACGACGAAACCUCUUGACAAGGAGGAGAACUUCAAGAAAGUCAAGAGGGCUCUUUGUAGCUUGUCUCAGAUACAAGACCAAGUGUUCGACGACAAGUCAAAAGAAACAGUCACGAUCAAAGUGGUUUGUUGCAGUCCCGAAAAAGUUGCGGAAAAACUCUGCAACAAAGGAGGUGGUUCUAUCAAGACCAUCGAGUGGGGUAUCGAAAACCCUAUGGCACCAAAGCCUAAGGCACCUGAAAAGCCUAAAGACGGUGACAAACCUAAAGACGGUGACAAACCUAAAGACGGUGACAAACCUAAAGACGGUGACAAGCCUAAAGACGGUGACAAGCCUAAAGACGGUAACAAACCUAAAGAAGGUGACAAGCCUAAAGAAGCAGAGAAGCCAAAACCAGCUCCAGCAGCUUCGAGUUCUCAAACAAUGAUUUAUAAUCCAGAGCCGGGCCACCCGAUGUAUGGUGGGUCCUACAACGGCUAUAACCAACAAUGGGGUAUGAAUAAUGGAUACCCUUCAGGACCCACUCCUGAUAGCUAUGGAUGGGUGCCGCAGGGGAGUCAGUCGAUGUAUAAUGGGUACCCUUCAAGAUCCGUUCCUGAUAGCUAUGGAGGUGGAGGUUAUGGAGGUGGAGGUUGGUCCGGAGAUGAGAGUAGCUGCCGUCUUAUGUGA
This is a messenger RNA of Eruca vesicaria subsp. sativa (arugula), 711 nucleotides long. The record is from the annotation of a GenBank genome assembly. NCBI's taxonomy places the organism in Eukaryota, Viridiplantae, Streptophyta, Magnoliopsida, Brassicales, Brassicaceae.